This is a messenger RNA of Hippocampus comes (tiger tail seahorse), 820 nucleotides long. RefSeq lists its product as uncharacterized. Lineage: Eukaryota; Metazoa; Chordata; Actinopteri; Syngnathiformes; Syngnathidae. The record is from RefSeq and is a predicted model, not a curated record. The annotation marks the transcript as partial. The transcript is spliced from 2 exons.
UUCCAGUCGGUUCUGAGUGGGAGGAGGAAGCUGGAAGUGGAUAUCCAAGCUCUUCAGCAUGAGCAUGAUGAGCUCCAAGGAGAGCUGAGAGGAUCAAUCGACAAAUCCAAGAAGGCCAGCUGCGAGUUGGCCAGAGUGGGGGAGGAGCUACGCCUGGAGCAAGAGCACACCAUCCAUCUGGAGAAGGUGAAGAAAGGUCUCGAGGCUCAGGUGAAAGACAUGAGCGCCAAGCUGGAGGAGGCGGAGCAAAUGGCACUAAAAGGUGGCAAGAAGAUCAUCCAGAAAUUGGAAGGAAAGGUAAACUGCCGCUCAGUAUUUUUAACCCAAUGCGGUAGUUUUUCUUUGACGAUUUAUCGAUCCUUUGAGUGAGAAGCCUGCUGUUUCGUACCAUGCUUCUCGAAAGUCGCCCCUCAUCUGUCAUGUGAGGUUUUGCUGAAUCUCAGACAUGUCCAAAAUGCGGUUGGCCUUCACCACGAUCUCGUGCAGUUGCAAAGAACUGUAUGUUUUAAAUUGCAGCAUGUCGUCCACCCCAAUGUGCCUCUCUGUCUUGAUUUCCCACCACACUCGAUAACCAGUUUGAAUUGAACUGUCAAAAAACAGUGCUUCUCGAAUCAUAAGCUCUAUUUCCAGAAAUACCGAUUGCUGACAUUGGAUGGAAACUUUGACUCUCCUAAACCAUCACUUACUCGGAACCCCCCUAAAAAAAUGUCGUGGUUUUUGAGCCAUUAAAAUUGCCAAAGAGAGGAAGUCAGUUUUACCAAUUUAUAUUGGUCAAUAAUUUAUGAAUAUCACAACAAGGCCAGAGUACGAAUGGUUAAUG